Molecule: messenger RNA, 4059 nt
Organism: Melospiza melodia melodia
Lineage: Eukaryota; Metazoa; Chordata; Aves; Passeriformes; Passerellidae
Gene: PSD3
Product: pleckstrin and Sec7 domain containing 3
Exons: 16
Coding region: 119-3199 (1026 amino acids)
Biological process (GO): regulation of ARF protein signal transduction
Cellular component (GO): ruffle membrane
Molecular function (GO): phospholipid binding; guanyl-nucleotide exchange factor activity; protein binding
Source: RefSeq, a predicted model, not a curated record
AGUGGUGUUUCUGGUUAGGCUUUUAAAAUUAUAUUAUUUUUUUAUAUCCCUAGCCUUCUUCUCCCUCAAGACAAAAAAGAGUCUCUUUGAUUUGAAAUGCAAUGUCGUGAGAAAUUUUAUGGCAGAAGCACUUGUGCGGGAUAAUGACAUAUCAGCUCAUGCCCAGAACGUUGCCAAGGCCAAAUAUGAAUUUUUAUUUGGUUUGGAAGAAGAGAAGCCUUCAGGAAUGGGUAGUGGCCGUGGAAGCAGCAGUUUGCCUCCUCAUACCAUCAUCAAUGAAUUUCCAGAGUAUGGCACUGCAGAGUCGAGCAGACAAGGACCAUCGGCUCCAUCGACGUGCCAGGCUGAGCCUGUGACACGCAGUCCAGAAAGACGAGACAGUCCCCAACGUGUCAGGCCUACUACUCAGUGUGCAGCUCCUGCUGGUAAUUUGAGGCCUGAUGCAGGGGCAGUGCAGCUUCACACCCCAGAAAAAGGUUUGCAACCCACAGGUAAUCUGCCAGAGAUCAUGAAAAUCUCUCGACAGCUAGAAGCAACAAAGGUGCAAGAAAGAGCAAAUACUUCUCUCGAUUCAGAGACGCAAAUGGAAAAAAAGAGUGUUAUUGGCAGCCAAAAUGUGCCGGCAGCCAGAGAGCCAGUUCCAGCAGGCCAAGAAAAACUCUCAGACAUGCUUCUUCCAUCUGAAGGAACAGCUGAGGAAAAAAAGUAUUUGAUCAUAAAGAAAGAUCUGGCUUCAGUACGGGCUGGAGAAAAGCAGUCUGAAUCUUCACAAGCCAUAAGUAAUAAAGCAGAGGAGGUCCACAGAGCUCAGGAACCAAGCUGUCACAAGCCAUCUGUGACAAACCUGGAAACAGUCAGCAGACUGGAGAGGGGGACACGUUUUGAGGAGUUUUCAGAGUACAGUCAAGGCAAAAUGCAAACAGGUACCGAGAGAAGGCUUGCUAAAGAGGCAGCUGUGAGUAAACAUGUAGAAUUUCAAGGUGUGGAGAUCUUAUGGCUGCAAAAAGCUGAGGAGCAGAGAAGAAAGAAGCACUCACUGCUGGACUCUGUGUCUGUGGAGAGGAAGGCAUUGUCCAAAACAUCCAGCCACCCUGUGUCACCAAUGAUCUCCCCAGCCUUGCUUUCCUUGCCAGACAGUGCAUGGAGUGAGGUCUGUGAAGACACGAGGCUGGAACCUGCUGCUUCUGGAGCCACUCCUCUACCACUGCUCGAAGAAGGCAGGAAGGAUGAAGUUUCUGUGAAGGAGAGGAAGAACUGUGAUGAGGAGGAGAUGGCUAUGCUUGCAAGAGGCCAGGGCAGGAUGGUGGAGGAGCGGGAAGCCACCACAGGAGGAUAUGAAGAUUUCCUUGGGCAGAGGCACUCUGACGUCUCCACUGAUCUGUACAGCUCACAGUUUGAAAACAUCCUAGACAAUGCAUCUUUGUACUACAGUGCAGAAUCUCUGGAGACAUUGUACUCGGAACCCGAUAGCUACUUCAGCUUUGAGAUGCCACUCACUCCCAUGAUCCAGCAGCGCAUGAAGGAGGGUGGACAGUUCUUAGAUAGGACAUCAGCCGUGGGGCAGACAGAUGUCCCUGACAGGGAGGUGAAGGGAUGUGGUGAAGGCAUCGCCAAUGGCUUCAGGGAUGUAGGCGAAACACUCUUCAAAGGAGAUGUCACAGAAGUCCCUCAUCUGGAAAGCAAUCUUGACCUACAGAAUGUGGUGUUAGACUCCAGUGCAGCGAUGGGGAGCAGUGAACUUCAGGAGAAAGAUGCCACUGGAGCCCUUGUCCACGACCUCAGCAAUGGCAGCCGCAGCAAUUUGGAAGCAGCCAGGCGCCUGGCUAAGCGCCUCUACCAUCUGGACAGAUUCAAACGCUCUGAUGUGGCAAAACAUUUGGGUAAAAACAAUGAAUUCAGCAAGCUUGUGGCCGAAGAAUAUCUUAAAUUUUUUGACUUCACAGGCAUGACGCUGGACUGUUCACUCAGGAGUUUCUUUAAAGCCUUUUCACUUAUUGGAGAAACUCAGGAACGAGAGAGAGUUUUAAUCCACUUCUCCAGCAGAUACUACCAGUGCAACCCAAACACCAUUUCUUCUCAAGAUGGAGUUCACUGUCUCACGUGUGCCAUGAUGCUGCUGAACACAGACCUCCAUGGCCAUAACAUUGGGAAAAAGAUGACCUGCCAAGAGUUUGUUGCUAACCUCCAGGGGAUGAAUGAUGGCAAAGACUUCCCGAGAGGACUCUUGAAGGCCCUCUACAAUUCAAUCAAGAAUGAAAAGUUGGAAUGGGCAGUGGAUGAAGAAGAGAAAAAAAAAUCUCACUCGGAUGGUACAGAUGAAAAGGAUAAUGGGAACCAGACAAAGGCUGUCAGUCGAAUUGGCAAUUCAAAUAACCCAUUCCUGGACAUCCCUCAUGACCCCAAUGCUGCUGUGUAUAAAACUGGAUUUCUGGCUCGGAAAAUCCAUGCAGAUAUGGAUGGAAAGAAAACUCCCCGGGGAAAGCGAGGCUGGAAAACCUUUUAUGCUGUGCUGAAGGGAACGGUCCUGUACUUGCAGAAGGAUGAAUAUAAGCCAGAAAAGGCUUUGUCGGAGGAAGAUCUGAAGAAUGCGGUUAGUGUACACCAUGCGCUGGCAUCCAAGGCAACAGACUAUGAGAAGAAACCCAAUGUCCUCAAGCUUAAAACAGCAGAUUGGAGAGUCCUGCUUUUCCAAGCCCAGAGCCAAGAAGAAAUGCAGACCUGGAUCAACAAGAUUAACUGUGUGGCUGCUGUCUUCUCUGCACCACCAUUUCCAGCGGCCAUUGGUUCUCAGAAGAAGUUCAGUCGCCCACUCCUGCCAGCCACCACAACAAAACUAUCUCAGGAUGAACAGCUGAAGUCCCAUGAAGCUAAGCUGAAGCAGAUCUCCACUGAGCUUGCUGAACAUCGCUCCUAUCCUCCUGACAAGAAGCUCAAAGGCAAGGAAGUAGAUGAUUACAAACUGAAGGACCACUAUCUGGAGUUUGAGAAAAAUCGCUAUGAGAUUUACGUUGGCCUGCUGAAAGAAGGGGUGAAGGAGCUGCUGAGUGGAGGAGAGAACGAUGCGCCAGGACUGAAGAAAUCCCACUCAAGUCCUUCUUUGAAUCAGGAGUCUCCAGUUAGUGCCAAGGUGAAACGCAAUGUCUCAGAGAGGAAGGACUACAGGCCAGAAACACCCAGCAUUAAGCAGAAGGUCACUUAGGGUGGAAAUGACAACUAGGGGAACAGCCAUGCAGCAAAGUAUUGGUGGUCAAAAUUUUUUCAUUUAAUAACCUGUCAUUCACAAAAAAUAAGUGCAUCUGCCUGAAUGGGGUGUUAGUGACAUUUUCUAUUGUAUAUUUUGCUGUUUCUGUGCAGAUUGUGGGAGAUGUCUUCGCUCCUGCUUUGCUUUGCUUUGUUAAUUUAUCAUUUAGCAAUUGAAGCAUCGGGACUUUUUUGUGUUAUUCUGUUUCUAAAGGAGCUGGGGAAGGGGUAGAGAGCUGUGACGUUUAUUCUGUCUCCUCCCCAUUUAUCUCCUCCCAUCGGCAUGUGGCUUUCAUCUCUCAAGUCACUUGUCACUUUAUUUACGUGGUGGGUGGGAACAAUAACUGGACAAGUGCUGCAGUGCUGUGAAUGUGAGCUGUAGCUGUGAGAAAAGCUGUGCAAACAUGCAGCUGCAGAAGGCUGACUAUGGGGUAGGGUGGUGGGAGCACUAGUUUCCUGACAAUGUAAGGCAUGUUGGUACUGGUACUGAGCAGCAGGUGGUACAGUAAAUAGUCACUGUUGCUUAUUGUUACUGCAUUGACCCUGAACACUUUGCGUGUGUGAAGGAAUGAACCUGGAAACCUCUGGCAAUGCUGAGAUGAUGGCAUUGGAACAAUUUGUUUGCUUCCUCCCAAGCAGGGAGCCUUCUCCUGAGUUUGCUGCCUGGAAGGCAUCCAAACCUAUGCUGUCUCUGCAGUCAGGAAGAUUAGGGAUUACCCAGUUGGAAUGGCUAUCUGGGCUUCACAUUUAUUUGCAGAGAAGGCUGCUGUAGAUGUCAGCCAUUAGCAUUAUAUAUUAAUUAUAUAUAUUAAAGACAAA